AUGGAAGUGGAACAUCUAACAAGAACAGGUUUUGAUCAUGCUCCAAUACUAUGUUCCUUUGGAGAGGCUGAGGUUAAUCCUUUUAAGCCAUUCAAAUAUCUGAAGUUUCAGGUAGAACAUGACAGUUUUAUAGAUAUAGUGAGAAAUAAUUGCCCUAUCUGGUAUGAAGUUGAUCCUUUCAUUAGCUUUAAGGAAAAACUGAAGGAGCUUAAAGUCAAUAGAGGUAUUUUGCAGAAAGCUCAGGCUGAACAUAAGAAAUACUUGGACUAUGAAGAGGAGUUUUGGUGUCAAAAGGCUAAUCUAGAUUGGUUCAGUGAGGGCAAUAGAAAUACAAGGUUCUUCCACAAUCUUUUUAAAGGAAGAAGAAAAAAGCUACAAAUCAAAAGAAUACAAAAUGUAGAUGAGGUAUGGUUAGAGGAGGAAUUAAUGAUGGCUAAUGAAGCAGUGGAAUUCUAUCAGAAACAGUUCACUCAAGAAGAGGUUUCCUCUAGUGAUGAUAUGUUAUCCUUUAUCCCACAGUUGAUUAAUCAAGAACGAAACAGUGUGUUAUGCAGAAUGCCUACUUUAGAGGAGGUAAAGAAGGUUGUAUUCAAUCUAAAUGGUGAUAGUGCUAGUGGACCUGAUGGAUUUUCUGAGAUCUUUUAUAAGGCAUGCUUGAAUAUUUUUGGCACAAAUGUAUUCAAGAUGGUCAUAUCUUUCUUUGAGGGGCAGACUCUUCCUAAGUCCAUCACAGAAACUAAUCUUGUUUUACUUCCCAAGAAGGAGAUGGUGGCUAACAACUGGUAUUCAGUGUUGUUUAAUAGUCAAUCAUCUGGUUUCCUCCAUUAUGAGGGAUAUGGAGUACCAAAGUGGAGUCAUAAUCUGAACCAUUUAUCAUAUUUUGAUGACACUAUCAUCUUUGCAUCAGCACACAUGGAGUCUCUAGGCAAGAUUAUAAAGAUUUUACAAGGAUAUGAAGCUGCUUCAGGCUAA
Molecule: messenger RNA, 972 nt
Organism: Lycium barbarum (goji berry)
Lineage: Eukaryota; Viridiplantae; Streptophyta; Magnoliopsida; Solanales; Solanaceae
Exons: 4
Coding region: 1-972 (323 amino acids)
Source: RefSeq, a predicted model, not a curated record